Messenger RNA from Cynara cardunculus var. scolymus (artichoke), 558 nucleotides. RefSeq names its product rapid alkalinization factor-like. Lineage: Eukaryota; Viridiplantae; Streptophyta; Magnoliopsida; Asterales; Asteraceae. The record is from RefSeq and is a predicted model, not a curated record. The transcript has a single exon. The coding region runs from base 55 to 402 and encodes 115 amino acids.
UGUUAAACACGAUACCUGUUAACUAGUUUUUCUCAAGUUUUCCUUCAAACAACAAUGGCGAUUUCCACUAAUAUUCUUCUUCUUCUUCUUCACCUGUUUAUGAUCUCCGCCUUCAUUCUUCUGCCGGCUGCUGUCAGCGGAGGCGAGUUUAGCUGGUUGUCGAARCAGGGAGGAGAGUGCAGCGGAUCGAUUGCGGAGUGUAUGGGAGGAGGAGAGUUGGAGAUGGAAUCGGAGAGCACCAGGCGUAUACUAGCAACAACGAACUACAUAAGCUAUGGAGCGCUGCAAGGAAACAAUGUGCCGUGCUCACAGAGAGGUGCGUCGUACUAUAACUGUCGAUCCGGUGGYCAGGCUAAUCCCUACCAGCGUGGUUGCAGUACCAUUACUCGUUGCCGACGUUGAUUUUCCCUCUUUUUCUUCUUCUCUGCUUACUCCUGACUUGAUUGUCAUGUAUAAUUGAGGAUUAUAUUAUUAAUAUUUGUUUGAGAGUAAAGCAAUUUCCGGUUGAUGUUAUUUUUGAACGUGUUUAUAUUUCAAACUCAAGAGUGUGUUUCUUCU